Messenger RNA from Colletotrichum spaethianum, 5697 nucleotides. Its product is annotated as nonribosomal peptide synthase 1. The transcript has 2 exons. Gene Ontology annotation, cellular component: cytoplasm. Gene Ontology annotation, molecular function: catalytic activity; phosphopantetheine binding. Lineage: Eukaryota; Fungi; Ascomycota; Sordariomycetes; Glomerellales; Glomerellaceae. Bases 1 to 5697 code for a protein of 1898 amino acids. The record is from RefSeq and is a predicted model, not a curated record. Gene Ontology annotation, biological process: amino acid activation for nonribosomal peptide biosynthetic process; secondary metabolite biosynthetic process.
AUGCAUUUGCGGGACAGCGAAGGCGGCGGAACCGCCUACCAAGAGAACGGCCAUGCCGAUGGCGCAAACGGCUUGACUAACGGCACCGUCAACCCUUCCUCGACGAGAACCAUUGCCGUGACGCCCCGGACCGAGGCCGGUGGUGUAAGCGACUUUAGACAUGAGCUGCUCCUCGCAUGGCUGCUCGUACUCUACCGCAACAAUGACGACGGUCUAAGCAGCGUAAAUUGGGGAUUUAGAACGCGGGAGGGUCAGCAGCCGUCGUCCGCAACUCACAACAGCUUGAGUUUGAGCGAGGCGCCGUUCAAAAACAGUGACUCGAUAUCUGAGGCUCUCGAGGUCAUCAAGGACCUUGGCGCGAGGGAGCUUGACAGUGAUGCGCAAACGGUUCCGGUGAUAUACUUCAACAAUGGAGCACCAGUCACUCAAAGCCAUUUUGAGAAGACGCCAUCCAAGAGAUCGCACGACUGGACAUACCAGGUCGAGACGACGAUCAACGAGAAUCAGAUGGUGAUCAAGGCCCAGUGGGACCGCGCCGUUCUCUCAUAUCGCCAUGCCAUCUCACAGCUCGACUCCUUCGUCGAGAUCCUCACCACAAUCCUCGAAAAACCACACCGCCAGAUCUCUGACACGAUCGGACCCACUGCCAAGGAUCUCGAGCAGCUGUGGACAUGGAACGCCGAGCUCCCAGAGAACAUGCAGAGAUGCAUGCAAGACAUCAUCGCCGAGGUGGCCAACAACGGCCCCGAUCGGCCUGCCGUUGAGUCCUGGGACGGGAACUUUACCUACGGCGACGUAGAGCGCCUCUCGACUCGUCUCGCGCGCCACCUUGUGCACCGCGGAGUCAAGGUCGGCUCGACAGUGCCCAUGUGUUUCGAGAAGUCGCGGUGGACGACCGUGGCUCUCCUGGCCGUCAUGAAGGCCGGCGCCGCCUUCGCUCUCACCGACCCUAGCCAGCCCGAGGCCCGUCUGCGCACCAUUGUCGAGCAGACUGGUGCUACCAUCAUCGUAACCUCCCAGAAGCAGAGUGAGCUCGGCCGGCGCAUCGCUCCCGAGGGAACCCUCGUCAUCGCCUCCGACGAGACCCUCAACCAAGACACCCUCGAGCUGGCCCCUGAGCUACCCUAUAUCCCACCAUCCUCCCCCCUCUACAUCCAGUUCACUUCCGGUAGCACGGGUAAGCCCAAGGGCGUAAUGAUUUCCCACGAAAACUUCACCAGCGGUGCCGUCCCCCGUGGCUGGGCCGUCGGUUACCGCGCGCACUCUCGCUGCUUCGAUUUCGCAUCGUACGCCUUCGAUGUUGCCAUCGACUGCAUGCUCUGCACCCUCGCUGCGGGUGGUUGCCUUUGCAUUCCCUCGGACGAGGAUCGCAUGAACGACUUGAGUGGGGCCAUCCGCAACUCGAAGUGCAACAUGGCGCACAUGACCCCUUCUGUCGCCCGUGUCCUGGACCCGGACGUCAUCCCUUCUCUUGAAGUCCUCGGUCUCGGUGGUGAGGCCGUCUCUGCGGGCGAUGCUUCGACAUGGAGCAAGACGACGAGCGUUAUCAUUGCCUACGGCCCAUCAGAGUGCACUGUCGGCUGCACCAUCAACAGCAACGUGAGCAGCACCUCGACCAACAUUGGCAAGGGUUGCGGCGGUCUCACCUGGAUCGUCGAUCCUGAUGACCACGAGCGUCUAAUGCCCGUUGGCGCCGUUGGUGAGCUCCUCAUCGAGGGACCCGUCGUCGGUCUGGGAUAUCUCAACGACAAGGCCAAGACCGACGAGGUCUUCAUUGAGGACCCCGCCUGGCUCCUCGCUGGCGGCGGCCCCGCUCGCGGCAGACACGGUCGUCUCUACAAGACUGGCGACCUGGUCCGCUACGACCCCGACGGCACCGGGUCUAUCGCCUUCGUCGGCCGCAAAGAUCAGCAGGUGAAGCUCCGCGGUCAAAGAAUCGAGCUGGCUGAGGUCGAGCACCACCUCAGGGGCAAGAUGCCCUCCGGCGUCAAGGUCGUGGCCGAGGUCAUCAAGCCCGGCGGCAGCGAGCCCACCCUGGUUGCCUUUGUUGUUGAGCAGAACCCCGUUGAAAAUUCCGAAUCUGAAGGCGAUGUCACCGUCUUUUCGCCCGAAUUCAGCCAGGCCAUCGCGGAAAUCGAUAUUGCGUUGGGUGCCGAGAUCCCCCGCUACAUGGUCCCUUCCGCCUACAUCCCCCUCCGUAAGAUGCCUUCCUUGGUCUCCGGCAAGAUCGACCGCAAGCGCCUGCGUGAGCUCGGAGGCUCCAUGGCCCGCGAGCAAGUCGCCCGUCUGCGCGUGGCUCCGACCGAGAAGAGCGAGCCCGAGACGGAGAUGGAGAAGGCGUUGCAGCAGGUUUGGACCAAGAUUCUUGGCAGCGAGGCCAGCAUCGGUCUGCACGACAGCUUCUUCGCUCUUGGAGGCGACUCCCUCCGCGCGAUGAAGCUCGUCGCUGCCGCCAGAGAGGAGGGCAUCGCCUUGACUGUGGCGAGCAUCUUCAACUUCCCCACGCUUAAGGACAUGGCCCAGAACGCGACCAAAGUAUCCAAGGAGGAUAAGGCCGUCGUUGCCCCCUUUUCUCUUCUCGAGGAGGGGUGGACCCCUGAGGAGGCCCGCGCAGAGUCUGCGAAGCUUUGCGGCAUCGACGAGUCUGCGAUCGAGGACAUUUACCCCUGCACGCCUCUUCAAGAGGGUCUGAUGGCCCUUUCUGCCAAGGUCAAGGAGGCAUACGUCGCGCAGAGAGUUGUUGACCUCGCCGACUCUGAGACGGCAGACAAGCUUCGUACUGCCUUUGACGUUGCGGCUGCAGACUGCGCCAUCCUUCGUACCAGAAUCGUCCAGGUUCCUGGCCGCGGCCUCGCUCAGGUCGUGGUCAAGGAGGACAUUGCCUGGCACAUUGGUGAUGACCUUCAAGGCUACCUCGUGAAGGACCGCGAGGAGGGCAUGGACCUUGGCAGGCCCCUAGUCCGGUACGCACUUAUCACAGACAAGGAGACGGGCAAGGUGCAGUUCGUAUUGACGAUGCACCACGCCCUCUACGACGGCUGGUGUAUGCCUCUGAUCGUCGACAAGGUUAACAAGGCCUUCGAUGGCGUCAAAGUUCAGCGCCCUGCCGAGUUCAAGGACUUCAUUAAGUACCUUGGCAGUAUGGACCGCAGCGCUGCCGAGACGUACUGGCGUGAUCAGCUUCACGGCGCCAACGGCCCUCAGUUCCCCGCUCUGCCGUAUGAGGGCUAUCAGACGCAGGCCGACUCUCUUCUGGAGGUUUACGUGCCCUUGAACGGCCGGCCGGCGUCCAACACCACCGUCGCGACAGUGAUUCGCGGUGCGUGGGCGUAUGUGGCGUCUCACUACUCUUCAUCAACCGACGUUGUUUUUGGUGAAACACUCACUGGACGUAACGCCCCCAUCCAGGGCGCCGAGGAGAUUGAGGGCCCUAUGAUUACAACUGUACCCUUCCGUCUACAGAUCAACGGAGAGACGACUGUCAGCGACUUUCUCCAAGAUAUCCAGGAUCAAACCAUCCAGCAGAUUCCCUACGAACACACUGGUCUCCAGCACAUCCGUCGUCUCAGCCCCGACGCCCUUGAGGCAUGCGAGCUGAGAACAGGUCUCGUACUGCACCCGAGUGCCGACGACUUCGACCAAGAGGAGUUUAACAGGUACCCUGCGAACCGCUUGGUGCCCGCAGGUGACGCGGAGGCCGCGGAGGAGGCCCUCAAGUUCAACACCUAUGCCCUCAUGCUCGUAUGCUCAACGGACCCUAAGGGCUUCCUCGUCAUGGCCUCGUUCGACUCCAAGACUGUCCAGAAGCCGCUGAUGGAGAAGGCUCUUGCUCAAUUCUCCCAGGUUGCCCAGAAGCUCUGCCAGCUUACUGACACGCCGCUUGGCGAUGUUGCAUACCUGACGCAGGAGGACCAGGCCGAGGUGUCCCGCUUGAGUACCGAGAGCGUGAAGAGUGUUCAGGAGGAGUACCCCGAGGCCGAUUCUGUGUGGAUAGUCAACCCGGCCAACUCUGGGCGUCUGGCUCCUCUGGGAGUCGUCGGCGAGCUUGUGGUUGUUAGCAAGGCGGAGUUGUCUCUCUCUACUCUUGAGCAACCCUCAUGGGCGGAGAACAAGGAGACUGGCAGAUUCUACAAGACGGAUCGUCUGGCCAAGUUCAACCCAGAUGGAUCUGUUCAGAUCACCGGCAAGAAGAGUGAUCUGGUCCAAAAGUCCAGCACCGCCAGCAAGGCUCCCACCAAGCGCAUCUCUGCUACCUCUGCUAAGCAGCGCCGCCUGCGAACUCUCUGGAGCCGCGUCCUUAAGCUCCCCGAGAGCGACAUUGGUCUCAAUGACAGCUUCUUCCGGCUUGGCGGUGACUCCAUUGGUGCCAUGAAGCUUGUAUCCGAGGCCCGUCUCGCCGGCCUUACACUUACCGUCAACCAAGUCUUUACCAAGAGAACGUUGUACGAUAUGGCCAGUGUCUUGCAGGAUUCAGAGCCGACACAAGGCUCUCAAGACACGGCGAAGGCGCUGGCUCCUUUCGAGCUCCUUGACAACUUUGGCGCUGCCCCGGCCGAGACCCUGAAGCCCCUGCUGGCCGACCAAACAUGGAAGAUCGUCGACGCCUUCCCCGCGAGACCGCUGCAAGAAGUCGCUGUCAAGGGAACCAUUGAAAUUCCCCGCUUCUCUGCGCGUUACGAGGCCAUGUACUUUGAGAGCGAUGUCGACCGUCCCCGCCUCUUCCAGAGCUGCCAAGAGCUGGUCAACCUCAACGAGGUCCUCCGAUCUGUCUUCGUGCAGCACAACGGCACCUGUAUCAGCGUCGUUCUUGAGAACGUUAAGACCCCUGUUGUAGAGCAUGAGAUCGACGGCGAUGUUGAGACCUUCGUCAAGGACCUCUGCAACCUUGACGUCCAGACACGCAUGCCGCUUGGCUCCGUCUUUGUCAAGUGGUUUUUCGUGCACAGCAGCAGUGGCCAGUCGGCGCUCGUCUUCCGCGUCUCGCACGCGCAGUACGACGAGAUCUGCCUGCCCAUCAUGCUGCAUCAGCUGUCCGCCCUGCACGAGGGCAAGCCCGUCCCGAAGUCGCUGCCCUUCUCCUCCUUCGUCGGCCACGUCGUCAAGUCCAACAUCCCGCAGAGCAUCGAGUACUGGAAGGAGCUUCUCGAAGGGUCCUCGAUCAACGUGCUGAAGCCCGACACCCCCGUCACAGAGAGGCAGCACUACGCCAUCGACAGGACGUUUGACAUCUCGUCCCGCUCCAAGGACGUGACCAUCGCCACGCUCCCGACGGCGGCGUGGGCGCUGACCCUCGCGCGGAUGCAGAAGACGCGGGACGUGACGUUUGGCGAGGUCGUUAGCGGCCGCAACAUCGACUUCCCCAACGCCGACAUGGUCGUCGGGCCCUGCUGGCAGUACGUGCCAGUUCGUGUCAAGUUCGAGGACGACUGUACGGUGCUGGACCUGCUCAACCUCGUGCAGAACCAGCACAUUGCAAGCUCGGCGCACGAGGGCGUCGGCCUGCCGGAGAUCAAGAAGCUGUGCGCCCCGCACUGGUCCGAGGAGACGGACUGGUUCGACACGGUGGUGCACCAGGACGUCGAGCACGUCGAGAGCCUCGGGUUCGAGACGGCGAGCAGCAGGAUGGAGACGAUCUACCCGCACCAGGAGCCGCUGCGGGAGUGGAAGAUCCAGGCGUUCCCCCAGGGGACAAGUUGA